UUUUGCCUUUCGCAAUUCCCGUUUCUCAGAUUUUUCGUUGUUCUCUUGAAAUCUUCGAUUCCCAAAAUCGAAGGAACAAAUCCUCGAAUUUCCUCUAAUUUCUUCGCUCCCCAGCUUCGUUUCUCUUCUUUGUUUUGGCCAAUUAAUUUUGUUAUACAAGCCUCGGAUUUUGGGCUCGGUUUCUUUUUGCUGCUCUAUUCGAAACCCUAACCCUAGUUUCGCAUUCUCCAAGUCAGUGUGCGGCCGCCGCAGAUGCAAUAAGCCUAAUUUGCCUUCGAAGCCUGGGGAUCCUGGGCUGAAAAUAAUAGGAAAUUGUCUGCAGAAUUCGGCAACAAUAGUUCCUAAAUGGCUGAUCAUCGGGGUGCAAAUGGCCAGCAUCCAAACGGGACAGCUCCUGAAUCAGGAAACACUUACUCUAUUAAUCUGGACAAUUUCAGCAAACGUCUGAAGGCUAUGUAUUCGCACUGGAAUGAAUACAAAGCGGAGCUCUGGGGCUCUUCUGAUGUUGUUGCAGUAGCUACACCGCCACCUUCAGAAGAUCUGCGAUAUUUGAAAUCAUCAGCUCUAGACAUUUGGUUGCUAGGUUAUGAGUUUCCUGAGACUAUAAUUGUUUUCACAAAGAAGCAGAUUCAUUUCUUGUGUAGCAUGAAGAAAGCUUCUCUUCUUGAAGUUGUGAAGAAAUCUGCUAAGGAGGCUGUGGGGGCUGAUAUUGUGAUGCACGUGAAGGCAAAAAGUGAUGGUGGAAUUUCGUUGAUGGAUGCUAUAUUUAAGUCCAUCAGGGUACAAUACAAGGGAUUUGAAAAUGAUGCUCCUAUUUUUGGUCACAUUGCUCGAGAAGCUCCUGAAGGAAAGCUUUUAGAGACAUGGGCUGAACAACUAAAAAGUUCUGGCUUUCAGCUUACUGAUGUAACCAAUGGUUUAUCUGACCUGUUCGCUGUGAAAGACAAAGAAGAGGUUAUGAAUGUCAAGAAAGCUGCGUAUUUAAGUUACAAUGUGAUGAACAAUAUUGUGGUUCCAAAACUUGAGAGUGUGAUUGAUGAGGAGAAGAAAAUUACUCAUGCUGCCUUGAUGGAUGAAACUGAGAAAGCCAUAGUGAAUCCUCAGCUAGCCAAAGUAAAACUUAAGCCAGAGAAUGUUGAUAUUUGUUAUCCUCCCAUAUUUCAAAGUGGGGGUGAGUUUGAUCUCAGACCUAGUGCUGCAAGCAAUGAUGAGAAUCUUUACUAUGAUUCUGCCAGUGUUAUCUUAUGUGCAGUUGGAGCUCGUUAUAACAGUUAUUGCUCAAAUAUUGCCAGGACUUUCUUGAUCGAUGCCACUCCAGUUCAGAGCAAAGCAUAUGGGGUUCUUCUUAAGGCCCAUGAAGCUGCAAUUGGUGCAUUAAAGCCUGGGAGAAAGUUUAGUGCUGCGUAUCAAGCUGUAUUUUCAAUUGUUGAGAAGGAGGCUCCUGACUGGAUUCCCAAUCUAACAAAAUCUGCUGGGACAGGAAUUGGUCUUGAGUUUCGCGAGUCGGGGCUUAAUCUCAAUGGGAAGAAUGAACGUUUGGUCAAAGCAGGAAUGGUUUUCAAUGUGUCACUUGGUUUUCAGAACUUGCAGUGUCAGAGUAAGAAACCAAAGAGCAGUAAUUUCUCUCUCUUACUUGCUGAUACAGUCAUAGUUGGUGAACAAAAUACUGAAGUGGUGACUGGCAAAUGUUCCAAGGCUGUUAAGGAUGUGGCUUACUCGUUCAAUGAAGAUGAGGAGGAAGAGGAAAAGUCUGUGAGGGCUGAAACUAAUGGCUUUGAGCCGUUUAUGUCGAAGACAGUGCUUAGAUCAGAUAACCAUGAGAUCUCUAAGGAGGAGUUGCGGAGGCAGCACCAAGCAGAACUUGCUCGUCAGAAAAAUGAAGAAACAGCUAGGCGACUUGCGGGUGGACCUGGGAAUGGAGACAACCGUUCAGUUGCAAAGGCUUCAACUGAUUUGAUAGCCUAUAAAAAUGUGAAUGACCUGCCUCCUCCCAGAGAUUUUAUGAUUCAAGUUGACCAAAAGAAUGAGGCUGUCCUCUUGCCAAUUUAUGGUAGUAUGGUACCUUUCCAUGUGGCUACUAUAAGGACAGUUUCCAGCCAGCAGGAUACCAAUCGGAAUUGCUUUAUCCGGAUUAUAUUUCAUGUUCCAGGGACUCCUUUUAGCCCUCAUGAUUCAAACUCUCUAAAGAAUCAAGGAGCAAUCUAUCUAAAAGAAGUCUCAUUCCGCUCCAAAGAUCCAAGGCACAUAAGUGAAGUGGUACAGCAGAUUAAAACACUUCGUCGGCAUGUUGUGGCCAGGGAAUCUGAGAAGGCUGAGAGAGCGACCUUGGUUACCCAGGAAAAACUUCAACUUGCAGGGAACAGGUUCAAGCCUAUACGGCUAUCUGACCUUUGGAUACGUCCUGUUUUUGGUGGCCGUGGGAGAAAGAUUCCAGGAACACUUGAAGCCCAUGUUAAUGGAUUCCGGUAUUCUACCACUAGAGCUGAUGAGCGUGUAGACAUCAUGUAUGGAAACAUAAAGCAUGCAUUCUUCCAGCCUGCUGAGAAGGAGAUGAUCACUCUCCUUCACUUUCAUCUGCACAACCACAUAAUGGUCGGAAACAAGAAAACCAAGGAUGUACAAUUUUAUGUUGAGGUUAUGGAUGUAGUACAGACAUUGGGAGGGGCAAAGAGAUCUGCUUAUGACCCAGAUGAAAUUGAAGAAGAGCAAAGGGAGAGGGAUAGGAAGAAUAAGAUCAACAUGGAUUUUCAGAGUUUUGUGAAUCGGGUAAAUGAUCUUUGGGGGCAGCCUCAGUUUAAUGGUCUUGAUCUUGAGUUUGAUCAGCCUCUUAGAGAACUUGGCUUCCAUGGGGUCCCGUACAAGGCCUCGGCUUUUAUCGUUCCAACCUCAAGCUGUUUGGUUGAGCUGGUAGAGAAUCCUUUCCUUGUGGUGACCUUAAGUGAAAUUGAGAUUGUCAACCUGGAGAGAGUUGGCCUUGGGCAGAAAAAUUUUGACAUGACCAUUGUCUUUAAGGACUUCAAGAAAGAUGUACUCAGGAUUGAUUCCAUCCCUUCAACCGCACUUGAUGGCAUCAAGGAAUGGCUGGAUACGACAGACAUCAAGUAUUAUGAGAGCAGGCUGAAUCUGAAUUGGCGGCAGAUUCUGAAGACAAUCACUGAUGAUCCACAGAGCUUCAUUGAAAAUGGGGGUUGGGAAUUUUUGAACUUGGAAGCUAGUGAUUCUGAUUCGGAGGAUGAAGAGGAAUCAGAUCAGGGUUAUCAGCCAUCUGAUGUGGAGCCUGAAUCCGAGUCAGAGGAUGACGUCUCUGAUAGUGAGUCAUUGGUAGAGUCCGAGGAUGAAGAGGAAGAAGAAUCCGAGGAAGAGUCUGAGGAAGAAAAGGGGAAGACAUGGGAGGAGUUGGAGAGGGAAGCAAGCAAUGCAGACAGGGAGAAGGGGAACGAAUCGGACAGCGAGGAGGACAGGAGGAGAAGGAAAAUGAAGGCUCUUGGUAAAUCUCGAGCUCCUCCUAGUAGUUCAAUUCCCAAACGUUCCAAGCUGCGGUAGAUGUGAUAUUAUAUUUCCAGUUGAUUUUAAAUGUCUAGACAUAUGAUUUAGUAGCAGCAGCUGGUAUUUUAGAAGAAAGUAGUUGUCUAACAUAUAGCUCUUAAGUGUGGUAUGUAGUAUUUAUGCUACUAGGAUCAUGUUCCGAUAUAUUGGUGGGCAUCAUUUAAUGGGAGUAAACGUUUUCUUUAA
Messenger RNA from Hibiscus syriacus, 3732 nucleotides. Its product is annotated as FACT complex subunit SPT16-like. Gene Ontology annotation, biological process: positive regulation of transcription elongation by RNA polymerase II; transcription elongation by RNA polymerase II. Gene Ontology annotation, molecular function: nucleosome binding. Gene Ontology annotation, cellular component: FACT complex. The record is from RefSeq and is a predicted model, not a curated record. NCBI's taxonomy places the organism in Eukaryota, Viridiplantae, Streptophyta, Magnoliopsida, Malvales, Malvaceae.